CCGCCUCCCGAGCCCCUCGUUUCCUGCUGCUGGCGGAGGCCGAGGGAGAAGGUGGCGGUGGAGGCGGUGACGGAAAGAAAAGUGCCCCGGAGCCGGAGAAGCGAUCGCCUCCACCCCCGCUCGUCCCCGAAGGAAGCCGCCGCCGCCACCCCUUCUUCUUCCUUGCGCCCCGCUGCCUCCCUGUUCUCCGGCCCCCAUUUUUGUGUCCCUUCGCACCCACCCACCCAAGUUUCCCUCUCCGCGGCUCCUGGACUUCCCUGCCUCCCAGCCACUCGCCCACCCAGGACAAUAAGAGCGGGAGAUGUCCUCCUCCGGCGGCCACCAGCAAAGCCAGAGCCGCGCCAUCCCCACCAGGACGGUGCCCAUCAGCGACUCCUCGCAGCUACCUCAUGACUAUUGCACCACGCCCGGGGGGACCCUCUUCUCCACCACGCCCGGAGGUACCAGAAUCAUCUACGACCGCAAGUUUCUGUUAGAUCGGCGCAAUUCUCCCAUGGCUCAAACCCCUCCUUGCCACCUUCCCAAUAUCCCUGGAGUUACCAGUCCUGGUUCUGUGACAGAAGAUUCCAAAGUGGAAGUAAACAAUCUGAACAAUCAUGAUGGGAAGCCUAUAAUUGGUGAUGAUGCUCAGUUUGAGAUGGACAUCUGAUUUUCCCUGAGGGUAACCAUGGAGAGACAGCAAUCCCUGAUCACCUGUGUACAUCUGAUUUUGACCAUCAGGUUCAAUAACUCGAAGGAUGAAAAAAGAAGACGACGCUGCUGCUGCUGCUGUUUCCACAGAAUUUUCACUUCAGUCUUUGAAGUGCCAAAGGAUAAGAGGACUCUCCCUGAUUUCCAUUAAUCAUACCAUGCUUCCUACCCAUCCCCCAUCCCUCUGCUUGCCUUACUCACUCACCCUGUGACUGACGUGGAGCCCAUGAUAAAUUUAUACGGCUAAGGAGCGUCCCUUGGCUUCUCGCACUUUAGAGACAACUGUUCAAAACCAUGCACAUGCGAGAAUUAAACUUCUAUCAACAAUUGGAUAUUUAUUGCAAAACACACAAGGGGCAUGGAAAGGGUGGAUAUAUAUUUGAAGGGACACGACACUGCCAUUGUUCUCCUUUCCCUUAACUGCUGUUAAAUUGAUGUCAAUUUAUUAAUUGGUUUCUAUGUUAUAUCUCUCUUGAUGUGCAGAAUGCACUCUUCGAUAUUUCUAAACGCUGUUGCUCAACUUGUCUUUUUUAGUUAGUAUAACUCUUCAUGUGGGCGCUGCCGUGAGAUUUUCCUAAAAGAGUAUUACUGAAGUUCUUUUUCUGCUUCCCCUGAAAAUUUCUUUUUUUUAAAAAAAAAUAGAUAAAUAAUUUAGAAUCACCACUUCAUCAUGCAUUCAUUUCACUUCGCAUUUCGUCCCAAUAUCAUUUCCCCCCCCCUCCCCUGCCCCAAAAAAGGUUUCUUUCCAAUUUCCUCCUUUAAACCCACCAGUGUUAAAAGUGAACCACAUCUUUUCUUAAUAUAAUUGGGGUGUAUCACACUUGAUGGGCUUCUAUACCAGCGUUUCUCAAACUCAGCGAUUUUAAGCUGCAUGGACUUCAGCUUCCAGAUAUCUGGCAGUUGGUCAACACAGCUUAAAGUUGUGAAGUUUGAGAGACACUGUUCUCUACUAUUCGUCUUCAGUCUUUAAUUUUUGCUGCUCAGUAACAUCUGGUGGGUUCUUGGCAAGUGCAUCUUUGUGCCAAAAUAAUUAAAUAAAGUAAUCUGGUUAUACUUAAUUAGGAGAAACCCAACAAAACAAAAAUGGAAUUUGUGAAAAAGUCUUUGUGUGGACCAGGGAACCUUAAGGAUCAAUUAAUUAUGAAGAUGCUAAGUGCUGAUUUCAUGAUGUGUGACUUCAAAUGAAUUUGAACGGGUGAAUGAUCAGAAAGAUUUCACCGCAAGACCUAUUUGUUCCUUGGUGACUAUCUUCUGUUCCUUGAAUUCAUACAUUAUUAAAUCAGUCACAUUGGAGCCUAUUAUAGAUCCAGUGUCACUAUGGAGGAAGAGUGGCUGAUGAUCUCACUUUAUUCUGUUUAUUUGGAUAUAUUGGCCAUUUUCCACCCAACUCCCAAGUUGAUUAAUUCUGGCAUGAGUGAACUUGUGCUGUUUGCCUGGAAUUGUUGCUGAGAGCAAGUAAGGAUCACUCUGUAGAAAUUCAUCCUUGUGAGAAAAAAAAAACAACAGUCACUGUGAGAGAGAAAAUUGGUGGAUCAGUUUAAUACAGCCAAUGGAUGAAUCCAUGCAAUGACUACAUGGCCCCUUGAUUACUUUGCACCAUGAGAAUGCUGCAAUAUUAGACUUUUUUAUUGUCUAGGCCAGGGAUCUCCAAACUUGGUCACUUUUAAGACUUCAUCUCCCAGAAUUCCUCAGCCAAAAUGGAAUUCUUGAGAGUUGAAGUUCGCAAAUCUUAAAAGUUGCCAAGUUUGGAAACCCCUGGCCUAGGCUAAUGCAGUAAAUAAAACAUCUUUGCUUCAUUUAAAGGUAUCUCACCAAUAGAUGGGAAGCAGAUUUUUUCCCCAAAAAAGUUAAUUAUUUUAGGACGCAGACUUAAAACAAAAACUACAGCGAUGACAGCGGAAAAGAUGUAUUUCCUUCUCCCAGAAGAGGGAAUAAUGCUUAAGACCAUGCUUGCUGUGACCUCGCUAGAUUUUUUUUUAAAGAUAGCAGACACACACACACACACACCCUGAAGUUUCUGGGUGUUUGUCCCGUCUUCAGUGAUGCUUUCCUCCGUUGUAACUUUAUUUUGAAAACGAAGCCUCUAAGGCAAGGAUAAGCUACCAUGACCCACCCAGAUGUCAUUAGACUGCAACUCCCAUUAUCCCUGCCUAUUGGACUUGUUAUCUGAAGCUGAUGGGGGUUGGAGAUUUCUACUGUUCUAAAAUUCUUGCUUCUCUAAAAUAUUUGCCUCUGGUUCCUUUAGGAAGUCUUCCAACAGUGAUUCAUGUGCUACCUCAAAAACAGAAUGACUGAAUUGUGCUAGCUUCCCUAGUGGGGAGGCCACAUCGAUGUGGCAAUUUUGCACAUGGAUUUUAUUGUUCAGGCAUAAUUGGGAGUGGGAAGUGACACAGCCUCAGGGAAUGUGGCAAUUAUACUUGUUUUUAAUGUAGGCUUCACUUCUAGAAGAAUAUCUGAGAAGAAUAUGUUCGUCCUACUGGAUUUUGGCCUAUAAAAUGACUUGAUAGAAUUUAGUUCAGUUCUUGGACUCACCUAUAUUUUCAAAUCUGGGAAGUGACUUAAUUCUCUUAAUAAAUUGGCAACUUAUCAAAAUUGACUGGAUUUAGAAAGUGGGGAGGGCUGUGAUCUAAAAUGUAGAGCACUGGCGGGGACGGUUGUUGCUUCCCCUCUGCCUUUGUGAUAGCUUUGGAGGCGUAUAAGAAAGACAGGAUUUUAUUUUGUUUUGCCUACUGUAAAAAUGUGAAUAAUACAGAAGCAAAAUUGCUUUGUAACUGUCGAUGUCUCAGGAAUAAUCUCUUCUUUGCAAUGUCUCUGGGGAAAGAUCACUGCUUCAAAAGUGGUGAGAAUGCUGUGACUAGGAUGCAGCUGGUCAAGGGAAGAAUCCCUUGAAGUGCAGUGUAAGCAUCUGGAUUUGGGCACUGCAUGUUCGGUCAUAAAUCAGAAACACAGACGGUUCUGUCUGAAACUUCACUGGCCAUGAUGGGAGAGGUGAGAUACAGCCUUGCUUGGCAGAUUUCGGCAAAACUGAAGCUUUAAUCACAAUCCCAGUUUAGCUAACUCCAGCAAGGGAAGGAGAGGGUAAGAAUGGCGUUUGAGGGGCUGCUAACUUGUUCACCUUGCAGUUAUUUUUUUUUUUUUUAGAUAUUUGGAACUUGGGAAUUAACUUUGGUAUGUUACUUUUUUCCUUCCGAUGAUUUAACUAGCAAAAUACCAUUAAUAGGACACUUUUUUCAUAAUUAAAAAACAACAACUUUAUCAGAGAAUUUCAUGAAGGAAGGAAGGAGUGUUCCAGAGAGAAGGAUUGAACAGAUUUCUCUUCUACUGCAGGAUUCCUCAUGUAUUUGGAUAAAUCUCUCCUGGUCUGUCUCUGCUGCAGUUUUCCCCAGUUUAUAAAAUUGAGCCAGUAUAUACUGUAAUUUACCAAUGGUUCUGAGAAAAUAAUGAGUGUCAUUAAGAAACAAAUAAUAUUCCAUUUCCCUAAAACAUGGCUCACUCUUGGCCAUUUUCUCUCUCAUGCCUUCAGGAUUGUACGUCCUAUCCUUGUCUACGAAUAAAGCUGCAUUUUAUAAUACAAGAAGGGAAACCUACCGAGAAAAAAAGAUAAUUGCUUUCUUCUGCAGAAUUUAUCCCCCUAGCACAGUAUAUAUAGUUCUCACCCUCUGAGAACCGAUAGAGAAGACCAAGAUAUAACAAUGCUAGGCAUUUAAAAAUAAGCGGCAAACAUUUAAAAAUGUUUGCCGCUGAUUUUUAUUACUAACCUGUUUCAAGUUCAGAACCACAAUCUCUUUCAUCAGUAAAUUAGCGUUGUAUCUUCUAAACAGGCCUCCAGUGCUAUAUAUGAUUAUUUCCCCUGCUUUUUUUUUUUUUUUUGUAAAGAAAGUUUGGAAUAGCUGAUAAAUUUUUAAGCACUAUUGUGAGCUAAGUGAAUCCACGCCAAACAUUUGAGGUAGGUAAGGCUGCAGGCUUUAGUCCAUUCCCUUUUUUUGCUAACAAAAAGGAACAGGUUUAUAUCUGGUGUAGAACAUGCUUUCCUUUAUUUUCUGCCCUUUUCUUAAAACUUCAUAUUGAAAUACUGUAUAGAUGUAAUCAACUGACUGAAAAUGAUUAAUUAAAGUUCAUUUAUUGAGUCUCUCUUUGGAUUUACCUAGGAUUAGGCCAGCAGACAAACAUAGUGAGGGAUAUAUAUAUAUAUGGGGGAGUAGAGAAAGUGAAGGUGAUUGUGGUGGAAGCUCCUUUUUAAGAUCUUGUGCAUGCAGCACAUGGAAAAAAGGGACGAGACUUCAGUUCUCUUUACCGGUGUUAGCUGGCUGGGGAAUUCUGGGAAUCCCACACACCUUCAAAUUGCCAAGGCUGAAAAACAUUGGUCUUGAUCUUUGGAGAGACUGGCGACAUUCUACCAGGUCAAACAAGGAUGCCUAGUUUUAAGGAAGUUGUGCUUUGCAAAUAAAUAGCUUUUGCAGGUUUGGAAGGAUUUUAUGUGACAUUUGCACAAAAAGAUUUCGGCAAUCAAUGGCGGACAUUUUGUACUAAAAGGUAGAUAGCCUAAGAUGCCAUAUUUUCUUUAUGAAAAACUAAUAAUGAUAAGUUGGACCAGCUUGGCUGUUCUGGAACCUCUCAACUUUCCAGAUAGCAAUUUGAGUCUGAAUGACCAGAAGCUAUUUACAACAUUAUUUUUUAAAAAAUAGCAAAAUCCAUCUAGUAAUGAUGAAAGACAGACACUGAAACCAGAAGUCACCCUUGCACCAAGAGUACAUAUUUAAAAGCAUUUCACUGGAAGUACCUGGAUUUCAUGCAUUGGGUUGAACGCUUGUGCAAAAAUGUAGCAAUUCACGUAUGCCGAAGAAUAAAUAAACGCAGCAAAUGCCUAGGGUGGAAAAUAACACAAGAUUUAACUAUAAUAGGUUGCAGUUUGCCAAUUCAAUUUAGGCUUGUUUACCGAGAAAGGCAAGUUGAGUCUAUUACUUUCCAUCCCCUCAGAUUAUGUGAGACAGUUAAAUAUUUGAUUGGUGUUUAUUUCUUUAUUGUUGUGCUUAACAAUGCAAUUAAUUCCACAAAGUGUGUUCCUUGUGGCAAAAAAAAAAAAAAAUCGAAAUUCUGGUCUUCCAUCCUGUUAGCUACAGCAUCCCAAAUUGGUAUGUUGAUUUAAAAAAACUUCUUCCAGUUCAAUUGUCUAGACCAGUGUUUAAUGCUGGCUCAGAAAUUCAGGGAGUUGAGAUCUACCUAUCUAAAAAUUGCUGAGCUUGUCAAAUACUGGUCUAGAGUGCUUCUGAUAUCUGGUUUUAUUUGCUGAUUUUCACAAAAAAAGAAUGGAAGACAGGGUGGACACUUGUAAUUAUUUGCAACAACUGUGGUAAGUGAGCCACUGCUUUCUAUAAUUGGGAGGACUUAAGUUUAUUUUAGGUAUAGUAGGAACAGUAGAAUUAAAAUAUUUUAAAUACUUGCUAUGGCUCAUCAUCACUGUGAAGGAUUUCUGUUAUAGGAAUAAGAACCUUUUGUACAGAGAACCAAUAAAGGAUGUUUAUAGUGGCCUUGGAAAAUAACCAGUGUUAUGGCUAAAAUACUAUCUGUUUUGACUCCGAGAUGCCACUUAGAACACUUGAACAGAUCCAUGGUAAGUGGCCCUUGCUCUCACCAAAGAUAGUGUGCUCAAUGCUUCAAUGAAGAUUUCUAGGGCCUAACUUAAGAGCUCACAAUUCUGCUACUGUUUCUGGCAUUUGUCUACAUAUAGGAUUGGAUUAACAAACUUUCUAUUGUAAAUUGGCUAGUGUUCCAGUCCUUUGGCCAGGAGGCUACAUUUGAAUCGGGAUCUACUAGUAGAUGGGCAAAGAUUUUCAACCAGGUGUUGAACGAUAACAAAAAGACUCUUUACCUCUAAGAAAAAACAUGCCCUGAGUAGAUAUUUGUGUGAGGCUACUUGUUUUUUUUUGUUUUUUUUGGGGGGGGGGUUUGAGGGAAUCUUUAAUUCUUUCUCUGUGCUUGCCUACCUGAGUGAUUGGCCUGGCUUUAAUCUAGGUGGACCUUGACAGUUGUGGCUGAGAGGCUGGAUAGAUAGAUAUUCUGCAAGUUCUUCACCCAAGAAAAAGCAUCCGGAAUGCUGGUUCCCAUCUCAAAAUUCUUUUGUCCUAGGCCUCUAGUAUCUAAUAUUAUGUCACCCUCAGGUUUCCACUCUUCGCCAUCAUUCAUGGAUUGCUCCUUUAAUAUUUCAAUAGUUGGACAGUUAAGCUUUGUUGCAUUGAGUUUUCAGUAAUCCUCAGGACUGUGUUAAAACUUUCUGGAUUCGUUCUGCAGUUGGGAACUUGGUACCAAACAUAAUUUUGGUCCACAUCCCCUCCUCAUUUCUCUAUUAAUCUUAUCUUGCUGAAUAGAUUUUGCUGAUGGAUGUAAAAGUAAGAUUUGUCUGUAUGACCUUUCAGUUAAUUUUGACAGUGGUGAGUCCAUGAAGGACGUUUUGAUAGGCAUGUCUCUCUGAAGGCUAUUGUUUCCAUUUGUGGCUAAGGAAUUGGAGUUCAAAGAACAGGGAAAAGGAUAAAUUCUAAUGCAGAUGUGGCAUGGUGAUAGAUUGCUUGAACAUUUUGACUCUUGCACCCUGCAAUUUCAUAGGGAUGUUGGCAGGUUGGAAGAUUUGCGGUUUGCCGAUCAUCUGCAAAACUGGGUAACUCUUGAACAUUAAAGAGAAUUCUACUGUGGAGAGAGGGUGAAUGCAAAAAUAAUAUAUGUGUAUGGGUGAAUAUAUACAUCCCAAUAUAUAUAUAAAUAAAUAUGUGUGUGUGUAAAUUACUUUUAGAAGAAAUAACAUCAGGGAAAAUGCUUUGGAUUGAUUAUGAGAUGUAUCUGGUUUAGCUGAUGAUGUUUCAUACAUCUGGCUUUCCAAGCAUCGACAAUAAUUCAUCUAACGUGGAAAUCCAUGUUAUAAGGACCAGCUGUUUAUAAAAUGGUUGUAAAUCAAACAAGAUGUGGGAAAAUCAAUCAGCACUUUCGUCCCCAUUUAUCUGAGGAAUACUCUUCUAUCUUCCCUCUAUUGCAGGGAUCUCCAACCUUGGCAACUUUAAGCCUGGCGGACUUCAACCCCAAGGAUUAAAGUUACCAAGGUUGGAGACCCUUGAUCUAUUGCCUAUUUCAUUGCAUGAGGAUGGCAAACCGGCGUGCCUUUCUUUGCCUUAAGUGGGCAAAGUUCUCCUUCAGACAUUAUAUGUGGCAGCUUGAGGCCUAUCUUAUUUGUUGGUGUUGAAGUAAGAGUAGAGGUUGCUGCCAGAA
This is a messenger RNA of Pseudonaja textilis, 7944 nucleotides long. It is a transcript of the gene EIF4EBP2, whose product is annotated as eukaryotic translation initiation factor 4E binding protein 2. Gene Ontology annotation, cellular component: cytoplasm. Gene Ontology annotation, biological process: negative regulation of translational initiation. Gene Ontology annotation, molecular function: eukaryotic initiation factor 4E binding. The record is from RefSeq and is a predicted model, not a curated record. NCBI's taxonomy places the organism in Eukaryota, Metazoa, Chordata, Lepidosauria, Squamata, Elapidae.